Molecule: messenger RNA, 3749 nt
Organism: Bactrocera oleae (olive fruit fly)
Lineage: Eukaryota; Metazoa; Arthropoda; Insecta; Diptera; Tephritidae
Source: RefSeq, a predicted model, not a curated record
CUUUAUCUUGAUCGAUCAGUUUGUAUGACAGCUAUGUAAUAUAGCUGUCCUAUCUCAACAAUUUGUUCGGAGAUUGUAGGGUUGCCCUGGAGAAUAAUCUACAUAUGUCAAAUAUCGUAAAGAUAUCGUGUCAAACAAAAAAUUUUCUAAACAAGAACUUUGAUUUUGAUGGCAGUUCUAUCCUAUGGUGGUCUGAUGUUGGCGGUUCCGACAAAUAAGGAGCUUCUUGGGCAGAUAGGAAUGUGUGCAAAAUUUCAGAUCAAUAUCUCAAAAAAGCAUACAUUUACAGACGGACAUGGCUAAAUCGACUCAGCUCGCCACACUGAUCAUUUAUGUAUAUUUUUUAUAGAUUUCGUAGCAAACUUAAUAGACCUUGUUCAGAGUAUAAAAAUGAAUUCAAUGUCACUUAAAUUUCCUACAAACCACUUGACAUCAUGUAGUUUAUUGGUAGUUUUAGUUUUUUUGUCUCCCUACUACCCAGCUUUUCCUAGAGGUUAUAUAAAUACUUGCUGCACAUGCCAGUCGAUAUGUAUUUUAAGACGUUGCUAAAGGUUUAAGCUUGAAUGCGCUGCACCAAACCACAGCACACACCACAACACGACACCUUACGCCACACACCACACAACAGUGCGCCACACCGAAACACUCGUGCAGCACAUCAAUUGCCAACUUAUUCUUUUUUAUUAUCCACUAUUCCUUGCACAUAGUAUUCCUCAACCUUUAAGCCGCAUGAUAACAAGAUGGCCAAGAAUGACGGAGCAGCGUAUAAAUGCUGCAAUGGGUUACUGCUAAAAUCCAGUGACGACUCGCCGCCAUCAAUUCAGUCUAUGCCGAGAUUUUAUCGUGUGCGAGUGGUUUUUUGUGGCGUUUGCGCAGUCUGCAAACUUUUUGGCAGAGUCAGUAGUGUUUCAUUUAAUGUCAUAUAUAACAGAACAAUACUUACACACACACACAGUCAUAUUUGCCGAGUAGUUGCAUUUAAAUAAAUUCAUUGGCGUUCUUUUAUUACAAGAAGCUUCAAGCUGCUGCCGGUGUAGUCGAUCACGUUCAUUUCGUUGCCAUUUGACCGCUCAGAGGCGACUUUUCGCGUGCGUUUUGUGCUGUGCUUUGGAAAACAAUUGACUGUGCCGCAAUUCAAAUAUGAACUCGGUACUGCUGGCUUAAGAACAUAACUGUCUUCAGGCAGAAAAAAAAUUACGAAAAUAUAAAUUAGAACAAUUAGUGUAACGGAUUAAGGCUGUUAAUUAGAAUAUAUGUAUAAUAAAAAUUUUUUAAAUAUUAAAUUUUUAAAUAAUCUAAAAUCAAAAAAAAAAUAUUAUUGUAUAAAUUUUUCCUUAAUUGAAAAAUUAUAUCAAACAAUUUUAUUGAAAAAAAUCGCGCAACGCCAAUUGUAAAGUUCUUCGGUUAUUUUUGUCGGUGUGCUUGUGUUCGUGCGCUUGUGCGGCAGCAAUAACAAAUAAAUUCAUUUGACCACAAUAGACAAAUUUGCUGUCUGAUAACUUCAUUGCAUGUGCCAAGUCUUGUGGGGAGUAGAAUUGACUGGAACUCACACAUACUUACGUACAUAUGUUAUUUGUAAAAGAGUUCGUUCAACUUAGAUGAUGAAAAUGUUGCAAGUUAACGUAUUUGUUGCAAGCUUAUGCUGUUUAGCAUUUUUCAACAAUUUCGCACAAUGUGAAACUGGUGUGAACAGCAGUAGGAGAGAUGAAAUCACAAAAUCGACUCAACCACCGGCAUAUGUACUCCAAAAUUGGUUUACUAAAGACAAAAGUAAAUUGCAAUUAAAAAGCAAUUCUAAGGAGACGAAAAAUAAUGUGCUAUCUCGUCUUUAUGGACAACAAUCGAUGGAGCGACGCUUUAACACCGAUACUGUUAUAUCACAUGACUCGGAUACUUCUAAAAUGUUGCCCAAAAACUCUCAUACAUUAAAUAAGAAAAUGCUAAGAAAACUGGGUUUUACCAAAGUGAAAGCCCCAAAUAGUCACCAUAGAAAACGUCUAGCUGUGGAAUCAAGACGUCACUCGUCUCCAGAUGAUUCACAUAUGUUCAUUAUAAAACUGCCACCGAAUUUUGUUUAUUACACAAAUCCAAAAGGUGAAGCCAAUAGCAUAAUUGACAACUCACAGAAAACGAAUGUGUCGACCUUUCCGUUUAACUCUAAUGGCAAACCGGGACGUAUCUACCACUGGAACCUGCCAGUGUUGCAGAAGAUUCUCGGAAAUAAACAGCCACUACCACUCACUGAUGUCAACGGCAAAAAAUAUGUUAUAAAUUUCAAGAGAUUUUCACAUUUUCAAAAACCUUGGGAAAAUGACAGCAUCGAAAAGUCAUACAAAUCGAAUUACAAAAAGUCUCUUAAGCAUAAAUCGCCCUCUUAUUAUGCGCCCACUGCCGCAGUUAAGAAAAAUAGCUUUAAUCGAUACUUUUCGGGUAACGGAAAGCCGAAAGGCUUCUAUGUUAUAAAAGAAAAUAAAAAUAGAGACAUUUAUUAUAAGAAUAUGGUGUUAUAAAGACAAUAAAAUGUAUGUUAUUUUUAUUUUGAGUUUGAACCAUGAUGCAGUAUUUGAAGAAUAACGGUUCAACUAUUUACAACAUCCUGAUCAAAUCGCAUACAUACAUAUGUAUGUAUAUUUGAAGCGCUAUAAACAACGAAUAAGGUAGCAAGAAGAAAACGUUAAAAAUUAAGUAAUGCACUCAAAACUUCAAAACAAAUUUAUUGUACUGUAUUAGAGUAGGAAUUCGGUGGCGGUAUUUCUUUUCCAAACACAAUGGAAAAUCACUCUGCACCUUUAAAUGUAUUACAUGGAAAGCCUAUUUUCCAGACUUAUUUUCCUAAAUAUUAAAAGAGACUGACUAAUUACCGGCACUGGACGUCUUCUUAAAGAACUGGUAAUUACACUUAUGUUCUAACUAGAUUCAUGGUAUAAUAAACUUUUAACUAAAAACAAAAUUUAAUUUAAAAACCCAAAUUUUUUUAAGCAGAUGCAGUAUGCAUACACAUUUGCAAAAAAAUCAUGAAACUAAAAUAACAAUUUAAUUGUGGAAAACAAUUCAUAGAAUAUUCAACAAUUUAUAUUUUUUGUUUCCGGAAUUUGUUGCUAUUUUUUAAACUAUGGUAUACUCUACAAGUAUCAUAACUAUUAGGAAUGCAUACAAUAUAAAAAUUUAUACGCUAAUUAAAUGCAUAUAAGAUGAUGUGAACAUACAUUACUUUCUGCAUUUGUAUACGUUUUGGGAGCAAAUGCUCAAAAAAGUCAUAAAAGUAUGAAUAAUACAAUUGUACACACAACAAAUUAUAUAAAAAUAAGUAUUAAAAAAACUACAUUUUUCACAGACAAGAUCAUUCAUCACAUACAAACUACAUAAUUUCAUACUUAUGUAAGUUAUAUAAGGAGGUAGUGAGUCCUACGAAGGGAACAGGUUACCUAUCAUACAUACCAUACAUAUUAUAUAACAUAUUAACGGUAACUUCCCCAAGGUCCUAUUCAUUUUCAAUUAAUGCUUAACCAGGCAUUGGGUUAAUGCACCAACAUAAGACUUUUAAGACAACUAAAGUAUAUUUGAAUAUUUAACUCAUAAGCUCAAGAAAAUAUUUUUAUACAUUUAAUUAUAAAACAUAUGGUUGAAACAGGUAUUACGCAACUAGAUAAGUCUAUACGAUGUCAAUUCUACGCACUGAUAUUUUUAAGUAUAUUAUUUCAAUGUACAUGGUAUCUAUACUUAAAUAUAACCAAUAAAUAUAAAUCAAA